GUCGUGGAAACCUGGAAGAAUCUAUUCGUUUCAUCACGAAUUUUCGGCCACAAAGUACUCAUCACUUGGUAACAAUGGAAAAAUUUUCAAACCCCGAGUUCCUGAGGGAAUUUAUUGAGUUGUACCAGUCUUUUCCAUGUUUGUGGAAAGUAAAAUCGGGGGACUACAUGAACAGGAUCAAACGUGACAAGGCAUAUGCAGAAUUGAUAAGCCUCUGCAAAUCUGUUUGCUCGUCGGCCGAUCUUCAAUAUGUAAAGACGAAGAUAGCAAAUUUAAGGACUGUUUUUAAAAAAGAAAUGAACAAAGUACAGGCCUCAAAAAAAUCAGGUGCCUCUGCGGAUGACAUCUAUGUGCCAAGAUUGUGGUACUAUGAUCUGCUAGUGUUCACAGUGGAUCAAGAGGUGGCAAGGGACUCCAGGUCCAACUUUUCAAAUCAGGGCCUUGAAAAACAACAAUCGACUGAGGCUAGCCCAGCAGAGGAUGUGACAGAUGUGACAGCACAGAGUAGCAGAGCUGCAGAUAUAGAAGUUGAGGACCAAACAGAACAUCUGGCCCAGAUUCCACAGAGCAGUACUUUGAUAGAAGAAGGUAGUCAACAUGAAAUGGCAGGUGCAAAGGGUUCACAGGGUAGAAACAGAAAAAGAAAAAACAAUCCCUCCACACAACAGCUGUUACACGAUGCAGAAACCUUACUGAACACAAAGUCUGAUGAGUUUGACGCCAUUGGUUUUACAGUUGCGUCCAAACUCAGGAGGAUGGACGAAGAGCAGCGGCAAUUUGCCGAAUAUAUCAUUAAUGAAGCGCUGCAUAGAGGGUUUAGGAAAACACUUCGUGAAAGCACAAGACUCACAGACUACACCACUACUGAUUACAGGAAUUACAACAGUUUUCCGCAAGCACCAUUACAACAGUAUCCCCCAAAUGCAAACAUGCACCAGAUAUGUACACCGCCUUCCGCUUCUCCAUACGAGCAGCAAACUACAUGGACAUCCAUGCUGUCACCUAUACCCCCAAACAAUGGACACAACAACAUGUCUAGCUGCGAGACGGAGAAGCAACAUUUGCAUUAUUCACAUCUGUGAACCAGCUAUUGUGGACCUGGACUUAUUAUUGUGGACCUGGGCUUUGUGCACUUUCUCAUUUUGGUUUUUUGUAUAAUAGCUCUUAUAUUGUAAAACUGUUGCGUUAUAGUUGUUUUUGAAUUCCCAAUAAAUGUUUUUUUACUACUCACUCAUUCAAUGGUAUGGUAAUAUUAUUGUUAAUGAAAAAAAAAAACAUUUACCUUUAAAUAUUCCGCUUUCAGUGAUUCAAUGAUGGCAUGACACGUUUCUGGAAUUAUGCGCCCCAAAGCCUGUGCAGAAAUUCCUGUUGUGAACUUUAAAUCUUCAAAUGACCUCCCUGUUGCUAGAUAUCGAAGUGUUGCAAUUAGUCUCUGCUCUGCAGGUAUUGAUUGCCUCAUACAUGUGUCUUGUUUGGAAAUCAUUGGUGCCACUGCUUGUAAUAGAGACGUAAAACUGCUCUCUGACAUCCGUAGGUAAUUGUGGAAAUCAUCAGGGUUUCUUUCUCGCAGCUCUUUCAAAAGACCCAUGUGGGAAAGCUUCUCACGGUUUAAAAGCCACCGUUUACUCCACAAUGAUCGCUUCUUUUUUUUCUUUUCUGCUGCUGCGUUUAAUAAGAUGAUUGCUAGCGCAGCUCUCUGCUUGUGAUCCAUAAACGAAGCCAUUGCACACAUCGUUUGUUGUUCGUCUCACACGAACGAACUUUCGGAAACAAAUGCCCAGCGACGAAGAAUGUCACGUCACUUCCUGUUUCCUGUAAAUACCGCUUCCGUCACGACCACGACAUUCGAUCGUACGUAGAUGUACGAUCGUACAUAUUUUACGAUAAUGA
Messenger RNA from Xenopus tropicalis (tropical clawed frog), 1890 nucleotides. RefSeq lists its product as uncharacterized. NCBI's taxonomy places the organism in Eukaryota, Metazoa, Chordata, Amphibia, Anura, Pipidae. The coding region runs from base 75 to 1082 and encodes 335 amino acids. Gene Ontology annotation, molecular function: DNA binding. The record is from RefSeq and is a predicted model, not a curated record. Gene Ontology annotation, cellular component: nucleus. The transcript has 3 exons. Gene Ontology annotation, biological process: DNA-templated transcription; regulation of DNA-templated transcription.